Messenger RNA from Catharus ustulatus (Swainson's thrush), 1328 nucleotides. RefSeq names its product sphingosine-1-phosphate receptor 2 (gene S1PR2). Gene Ontology annotation, biological process: sphingosine-1-phosphate receptor signaling pathway. The coding region runs from base 112 to 1170 and encodes 352 amino acids. The record is from RefSeq and is a predicted model, not a curated record. Gene Ontology annotation, cellular component: membrane. The transcript is spliced from 2 exons. NCBI's taxonomy places the organism in Eukaryota, Metazoa, Chordata, Aves, Passeriformes, Turdidae. Gene Ontology annotation, molecular function: sphingosine-1-phosphate receptor activity.
CCGUGUUGGAACCGGGACGGGCGCUCAGCGCUGCCGGGACCGGCCCCGGGAUCGGAGCCAUGUCCCGGCGGCGCUGAGCCUCGACACCGCCGCCUCGUCACCGUCACCACCAUGGGGAGCAUCUACAAGGAAUAUUUCAACCGCGACAAAAUCCGCGAGCACUACAACUACACCAAGGGCGACACCGAGAGCUCGGCGCCCUCGCGCUGGGUGGGCUCCGUCCUCAUCGUCCUCCUGUGCUGCGUCAUCGUCCUGGAGAACCUGCUGGUCCUGGUGUCCAUCUGCCGCAACAAACGCCUCCACUUGGCCAUGUACAUCUUCAUCGGCAACUUGGCCGCGUCCGAUUUGUUGGCCGGCGCCGCUUUUAUGGUCAACACUCUCCUGUCGGGCAGCACCACCUUCAGCCUGACGCCGGUGCAGUGGUUCGUGAGGGAGGGCACGGCUUUCGCCACGCUGGCCGCCUCGGUGUUCAGCCUGUUGGCCAUCGCCAUCGAGCGCCACGUGGCCAUCACCAAGGUCAAGGUGUACAGCAGCGAUAAGAACUGCAGGAUGGUUCUGUUGAUCGGCGCCUGCUGGGUGAUCGCCGGCGCCAUCGGCAGCUUGCCCAUCAUGGGUUGGAACUGCAUCAGCGAUCUCCGCGAUUGCUCCACGGUGUUGCCGCUCUACUCCAAGCGUUACGUGCUCUUCGUCACCACCAUCUUCACCCUCAUCCUCCUGGCCAUCGUCGGGCUCUACACGCGCAUUUACUGCAUCGUGCGCUCCAGCCACGCCGAGAUCGCCACGGCGCAGACGUUGGCUUUGCUCAAAACCGUCACCAUCGUGCUGGGAGCCUUCAUCGUCUGCUGGCUGCCCGCCUUCAUCAUCCUCCUGAUGGACGCCUCGUGUCCCGUCCGCGCUUGCCGGGUGUUGUACAGCGCCAAUUAUUUUUUCGCUUUCGCCACGCUCAACUCGGCGGCCAACCCGGUGAUUUACAUGUUGAGGAGCAAGGACAUGCGCGGCGAGUUCCUGCGCAUGCUCUGCUGCUGCGGCCGGGGACGGCGGCCGCAGCAGCUCGGCCGCCCGGGGGUCCCGUUGCGCACGUCCAGUUCGCUGGACAGAGGUCCGGCCGCUCCCACCGCGGCCGAGUUGGUCACGGCGCCGCUGACCCGCGAGUGCACCACGUCUGUGUGAGAAGGGAGGGCGUGGGUUUUGGGUGGUGUGGGGACAUCCCAUGGCCUGGUGGACACCCCAAGGCCACUUUGGGGACACUCCAUGGACAUCUCAUGGCCUGGUGGACACCUCAAGGCCAGCCUGUGGACAUCCCAUGGUCCCAAGGCCACCCUGGGGAC